UCCUUUGCUCCUUUGUGAAGAUCGGACGCGGCCAGGAGAAAAGAGCGAGGAUCUUUUCUGGAAGCAACCAGGUGCAACUGUGCACGGUGGCUGGAUGUGAAGAAAGUGCCGCCGCCGGCGAGGGUGCAUUUGGCCGAGCAUCAUCACCGUCGCCUUGACGUCCGCGCACGACAGGCCUGCCGGCGAUCCCAUGUCGACGGGCGGCACAGGAAUAAGAAGGUGGCUUGUCCGCGACCCAAUCUGCGUCUGAGUCUCUCCUCGUCCAAGCAGGACCAUGGCCCCACCCAGUGUGUUGUCACCUCGACGCUAUUCCCCAUUCGUUGCCCACUCGCAUCGCUGACCGACUCUUCGUAUUUUGCUCUCUCGCCCUCCCGCCCACUUCCUCCACUCUUCUUCCCUCCCCCUCCCAAUCUGAUCUCCUCUCGAGCAUCAUCAGACGAACCCCCAGAAACACACUCGCCCAUACCCGCAUAUAUAUACGCAGACACCAACAUACCCACUCUCACACACGUACAACAUACGUACAUAAACACGCCUUGCAACAGUUCGAGCCCAGCCUCCCCACCAGUCUCUGUAGGCACGACAAAAGAGCCCACGCUCAGGAUGUCAAUUCGGAGCCCAGACGGAGCCCUAUCCAGCGCAUCAUUUUUCGACGUUUUGCCAGAGGAGUAUUCUACCACAAAUAACCAAUCCGUGGACAUUGCCAAGUGGAGAGAGGACAUUUCCGGAUUAUCCACUGCAGCAAAUCUUUUCAUUUCCCAGGCGCCCGAUUUAAGCAUGACAUGCAGAUCGGAGGCGGACGUCAAAGAUAACACAUCUGAAUACAGCAUGGACAGUGCGUACCACAGCCAGUCAGGUAACCAACAACGGACAACGAUGACUACCGAAGGUUUCCAGUGGACAUCGGACCAGGUUUUUUUGUUCGAGGAUUCCUCUCCUUUGCUAGGAUCUGAUAAUUACACCCCAUUCUCCGGAUCCCAGGACAUGGACCAGCUACACCUGUCCCCCACUGCCGGGGCGAUGGAUACUGGAGUACAGUCUUUUGACUGGUCAACUAAUUCAACUUUGAACCAGGACUUAUUCAACUUUUCCUCGGCGACAAACAUGUCCCAAUUUUCUCCGAUGGACGAUACGUACGGUCUCGGACCAUGGAGUGCAGCCGCGGUGAUGCCAUACGAUACUAACCAGGGACUCUCCGGAACCGAGGUGUUCAACACCCGUGCGCAAUUGCAACAACAUCAAGACACGCAUUCACUCGACGUCUCGACGCGACCUGACGUUCUACGACACAAUUCUUUCAAUACUCAAUACCAGACCGUGCGGACACCUGUGCAACCCGGUCCUGUCGCCGCUCCUACCAACCCUACUACAGUUGGAUUUGCACCUCGCACAGCUGAUUCUAGAGCUACAGCCGAGGAAUCCAGCACAAAGUCUUUGGAUGCGCCAUCCCUUGCGGAUGACGAUGAAGGCGAAGACGAAGAGAUCUUUUCUCCACAGGAUCCCGAAAUCAACCGUAUCCAAGAGGAACACAAGAAAGUUGCUCGUACCCAUCCACUCUACAAUGCGAAGCCAAAGGAAGAUGGCAACUUCCACUGCCCUUUCGAAGGACAACCAGGAUGUAACCACAAGCCAACAGACUUGAAGUGCAACCAUGAUAAAUAUGUAGACUCGCACCUGAAGCCUUACCGUUGCAACCGUGAAGGGUGUCCCAACGUACAAUUCUCAUCGACGGCUUGCCUGCUUCGCCAUGAGAGGGAGGCACACGCUCUUCAUGGCCACGGAAAGAACCCUAAUCUUUGCUACUACACUGACUGCGAACGGGCCAUGGCAGGCAAUGGGUUCCGGAGGCGCUACAACCUCUUCGAUCACAUGAAGCGUGUGCAUGAUUACACAGGACCCACCAAUGAUGUGUCAGCAUCGCCCUCCGCAGACUCGCAAGCACCAAAGGGUCGCGGAGCAGCUGGACGAAGGAAGAAGUCCCCAACUGAUAUUGGCGCUUCAAAGAAGCACAAGGUCACGAAGGCCAGCAACCGUAAGCAACUUCAGCAGCAGCAACAGCAACAGCAGAAGUUGCAGGAACGUGCUCAACUACAGGAGCGUUUCGCCAAGAAGAAGCAGAACUUGCUUGAGCUGCUCACCAAGCUUGACGGUCCAGAUGAUUUUGCGGCCGAGCACAUGGAUCGCCUUACAGCGGAACUAGGAGAUCUUUCCAGGAUCGCAUCCAUUCACAGGAACACCGAUGGCGCUGUGUCUGGCGAUUGA
Molecule: messenger RNA, 2262 nt
Organism: Periconia digitata
Lineage: Eukaryota; Fungi; Ascomycota; Dothideomycetes; Pleosporales; Periconiaceae
Source: the annotation of a GenBank genome assembly